Molecule: messenger RNA, 1187 nt
Organism: Clupea harengus (Atlantic herring)
Lineage: Eukaryota; Metazoa; Chordata; Actinopteri; Clupeiformes; Clupeidae
Product: 3 beta-hydroxysteroid dehydrogenase/Delta 5-->4-isomerase-like
Exons: 3
Coding region: 1-1125 (374 amino acids)
Biological process (GO): steroid biosynthetic process
Molecular function (GO): oxidoreductase activity, acting on the CH-OH group of donors, NAD or NADP as acceptor
Source: RefSeq, a predicted model, not a curated record
AUGUCGUUGUUGGGAGACGUGUGUGUGGUGACGGGGGCGUGCGGGUUCCUGGGGAAGAAUCUGGUCCAGUUGCUCCUGGAGGAGGAGAAGCUGGCUGAGAUCCGCCUGCUGGACAAGACCGUCCAACCGGAACUCGUACGGGACCUGGAGGACAAAAGGGGUGAGACGACUUUGAGCGUGUUUGAAGGGGACAUCAGGAAUGCUGAUCUCCUCAGAAGAGCCUGUCAGGGAGCAUCCAUCAUCUUCCACACUGCCUCCCUCAUCGACGUCACAGGAAGAGUAGAUGAAAGUGAACUCCAUGGAGUCAAUGUAAAAGGGACCCAGAUGCUUCUGGAAACAUGCAUCCAGGAGAACGUGUGCUCCAUCAUCUACACCAGCAGCAUAGAGGUGGCCGGCCCCAAUCCCCAUGGAGACCCCAUUGUCAACGGCAACGAGGAGACCCCUUACUCCACCAGCCUGAAGAGUCCGUACAGUAGGACCAAGAAGGAGGCCGAGGAGCUGUGCCGUCGGGCCCAGGGGGAGGCGCUCCGAAACGGAGGCCGCCUGGCCACCUGCACCCUGCGGCCCAUGUACAUCUUUGGCGCCGGCUGCCGCUUCACUCUGGGCCAGAUGCGUGACGGGAUCCGCAACGGCGACGUGCUGCGGCGGAUGUCACCCCGCGAGGCGCUCGUCAACCCCGUGUUCGUGGGGAACGUGGCCUUCGCUCACCUCCAGGCCGCCCGGGCCCUGCGGGAUCCCCGGAGGAGAGCGCUGGUCGGCGGGAACUUCUACUACGUGGCGGACGACACGCCGCCGGUCAGCUACUCUGACUUCAACCACGUCGUGCUGGCACCGCUGGGCUUCGACAUCCAGGAACGGCCCACCUUGCCCUUCCCCGUCCUCUACCUCCUCUGCUUCCUCAUGGAGAUGCUGCAGAUGAUGCUCCGCCCUUUCGUGCGAUUCACCCCGCCCUUAAACAGGCAGCUCCUGACGAUGCUGAACACACCAUUCUCGUUCUCCUACCAGAAGGCCAAGAGGGAUUUGGGAUACACACCGCGAUACGGCUGGGAGGAGGCUCGCAAGAUCACCACUGAUUGGCUGGCCUUAAUGCUGGCCAAGGAGAGAGCACAUAUGAAAGCCAAAUGAUUUUAAAUGUCAAAAAAGUGUGUUUAAAUGUGUAAUCUUUUGGAUAGACCGCACUGAAAGAA